Messenger RNA from Lactuca sativa (garden lettuce), 1016 nucleotides. RefSeq lists its product as uncharacterized. Lineage: Eukaryota; Viridiplantae; Streptophyta; Magnoliopsida; Asterales; Asteraceae. Gene Ontology annotation, biological process: negative regulation of DNA-templated transcription. The record is from RefSeq and is a predicted model, not a curated record.
UUAUUAUUAUUUUUUUAUUUUUUAUUAUUUCUAUUUUUGGAAUUAUCCUGUGUAUUUAAGCUUUUUCAUUUACAAAUUAUACAAGAGACUUUUUUUCAUCUUCACAGCGUUCUCUCUGAAAAUGGAGAACGGCUUUAAAGUUCGAAUCACAAGAAUGUUUCAAUCGCCGUUCAACUCUUGCCGGACAAAACACACCUCCGACGUUGCUGAUCAGCCCUUUUUCUUCCCGGAAAACCGCCAUCACCGCCAACUCAUCGAUCUCUUCUCCCCUAAACCUCAACCAUUUCGUAAACCCAAACACCAAAACGUCUCCGACAGAAACACUCUAUUGCCGGAAGCUACAGAUGCCGGAAAACCACACUCUGCUACCAUUCCGCCGCCUCUGUUCUACGAAAAGAAAUCUAAAAGCACCAAGAAAAAGAAAACCCAUUACCGGAAAACCACCAAAAGCCAAGAUUUUUCAUCUGUUACAGAUAAUUACUACUACGAUUGUUGCAGCACCGAUGAAGAAGGUGAAAGCGACGGCGAAACCACUAUGUUUUCCUCCCGAUCACUUUCCUCCGACUCGUCGGUGUCUUUUCGCAAAAACAGAGAACGACGAUUGACGCAGAAAAAACCCAAGAAAAGCCGCGGUGGUCGUGGAUGCAAGGAUCUUAAAGCUACUGAUGUAAUCCCAUUGAAGAGUAAAGGCAAAUUCAUCACAGAUAGUGUUGCAGUGGUGAAGAAAUCGAACGACCCACAUGAAGAUUUUAGGGUUUCGAUGUUGGAGAUGAUCGUUGAAAGACAAAUCUUUGGAGCACGUGAUCUUGAGAAUCUUUUAGAGUGUUUUCUUUCACUUAAUGCGCAAGAACAUCACAGAGUUAUCUUUGAAGUUUUCACUGAGAUUUGGGAGACUCUUUUUUCCGACUGGCUUUGAUUCAAUGGCCCUGUUUUGUUCUUCAUUUUUUAGCUCUGUUUUCAUAUUUAACUUUGGUUAAUUAUUGUUAUCCUAAUUAAAGAAAAAUAGUUUACAUCAA